AUGAUCAAUACUGAUAAUGGAUUAAUGUGUUGUAUGUUCCACAUAAUUGCAGUUGCUGGUGUUGGUGCUGCCAAUGCUGCUAGGCCGAUUGUGGAAGAUUUGAUUCGGAAAGUGGUCAAAGAGGAAAUUCAAUCAGCACAAGAAAAGUUUUCGACUCGCCAGAAUAGGAACUCAGUGGAUGAGGCAACUCUUUCAAGGCCAAGAAGUUUAGGGCUGAAAUUCUUAGACAAAGUCUCUGAUUCUGUUUUGACAGGGAAGGAAUUUAAAGGAAAAGAAGGCAACCUCAUUAGAGUUUCUUUAGUUGAUAAUGUAACCGGGAAUCCUGUUGUCUCAGGGCCUGAAGCCUCAGCGAAGGUGGAGAUAUUAAUUCUCGAGGCAGGUCCUAAUGAUAAUGCACAUAACGAGAGUCUUAAAGACUUCAAUAAUAGCAUUAUUAGAGAAAAUGAAAAGAAGAAGCCUCAUUUUCCUAAACCUGUCUAUGUAUAUCUCGAUAAAGGCAUUGGCGUAUUGUCUAAUGUCAAGUUAGGAAAUGAUUCUUGCUGGACGAAGAGCUGCAAAUGCAGGCUAGGGGCAAGAAUGGUGGAUAAAUUCGAUGGAAGUAUGGUGAAAGAAGCAUGGACAGAGUCAUUUAUGGUCCUAGAUAGCCGCUGCAAAUUGUAUGAGAAGCACUACCCACCAUCUCUUUCUGAUCGUGUAUGGAGAUUAGACAACAUUGGUAAAGAUGGUGCUCCAUGUAAGCGUCUGGAUGAGGCGAGGAUUUCUACUGUACGGGAUUUUCUGUUUUUACUCUCUAUUGAUCCUCAGAGGCUCCAAAAGAUACUUGGCAUAGGUGCUAAGAAAUGGAAGACCACGGUGGAUCAUGCUCGUCAAUGUAUCAUUGACGAUAUAAGGAUAUGCUUAUACAACUCUUCCGCUGAAUAUAAAACUGGUGUGGUUUUUGAUACCGCGGGACAAUUUAAAGGGGUACUCCGUAACAACCAAUUUGUUCCCAUUGAAAGCGUAUACGAGGCUGAGAAGGCUGAGGCACAGAAGUUACUAGCAUCUGCUUUUGAAAAUCAGGGGGAUAUAAGGUAUUUUGGUGAUGAGACUUCUUUUCUGCAUCAGUUUCCCUGCAUAUCCAAUGACAAAAAUGCCACCAACUCCUCUGGGCUGGACGGUUCUGAUGGCUGGAAUAGCAGCAUUGUUGAAAAUAUUGAUCGAAAUGAUCCUUCACAGCCAGUUACCUCGUCUCAGGGAAUCAGCUCAUCUAUCAAUCAUUCAAAUAGUUCCUGUGGUUUUGGCUCACCCAGCUCCAGAAAUGUUGAAUAUUCACUUGAACCGCCUUUAGGGGCUUCAUUCAGGGCUCCAAGUUUCUCAAUGUCUGACUUGGACUUUCUUGACUGGGACUCUCCGUUGGAAAGUUUUCGUGGCAAUGAAGCUCUAUUUUCUCCUACUUUCAGCAAUAAUGACAACGUACCCGAGAUCCCUAGGGUUGAAUCAUAUUCUGAUCACCAAAGUAAUGCUGGACGUAAACGCUUUGUUGGUGCUGUUAUAACUCUACAAUGUUUGUUUCGUAUAAGAAAAAGGGUUGCGUCUGUAGGAGAUAGUCAGGUUCACAAAAGGCAGAGGCAGAGUUGA
Molecule: messenger RNA, 1617 nt
Organism: Fraxinus pennsylvanica
Lineage: Eukaryota; Viridiplantae; Streptophyta; Magnoliopsida; Lamiales; Oleaceae
Source: the annotation of a GenBank genome assembly